ACGAAGGAAACGAUUGUCAUCUUAUGGAGUCUAGGACGACGCUCGUCCUUUGAGAAAAGAAAAUACUGUUUUAGAUUAGUGUAUCGAAAUUGUUUGUUUUGUUAGAAAAGAUAAAGUACAAGGAUGCCAUCCCUUUUAUUCUGUGGUCCGAAAAUGGCCGCUUGUGGAAUAGUGAUCAGCAUAUGGGGAGUCAUCAUGCUGGUGAUGUUGGGGAUCUUCUUCAGUGCAAAGUCUGCUGUACUGAUUGAGGACGUGCCCUUCACAGAGGAGGACAUCCGCAAUGAUAAGAACCCCCCGGGGACCAUAUAUGGACUCUACAACCAGGUGGGCAUCAACUGCUUCAUCGCAGCAGCCAUUUAUGUUGCAGUGGGGGCGGUGUCACUCUGCCAGGUUCGACUCAACAAGCGCCAGGAGUACAUGGUGACAUAAGUUCCCCUGCAGCAUCAGAAGAUUACACACACACACACACACACACACUCUAUUUCAAGUUCUCAAGGGAAGCAACCUUAUAAAAAGCUAUUUAUUUGUAACUUCAGAGUAAAACAUUCAACAUAAGUCCUCUCUGUUAUAUGCUAAUGACUGAAAUCUAUCAUUCCUUGUAUUUGCAUACAACUAUUUAUUGAAUUGACCAAAACUGUAACCCAAAAAUGCAAACUGUAAAUUGAUCAUGGUGAAUAAAAUUGUAAAUCUUGUUCCCCUCAAGGACCAUUUCAGUGCAUACAUCAUGUGUGCUAGAUAACUCAACACAAAUUCCUAGAUGCAACAGAAACUACAAAGUUACAAAAAGAUGUAGAAUGAUCUCCUGUUUCAAUAGAGAAAUGUGAAUAUACUGCAAAUUCAUAAUGGUCAAUGUUGGUCAAAUCAAGAGAGAUGUCAAAAAUGGUUAAAUAUGUACAUUUUGUGUACUGUCUUUUGUGUUUGUGCUGUUGUGAAUUGUAUGCUGUUGAGAUAUAGCUCUUAAUUUGUUAGUCACUUAUGUAGUAGUUCCUCAGAAAAAUAUGGUGCACCAAAUGUUUGAAUGAAGUAUUUAUUUAAUGUGUUUGUUUUCCUGAGUGUAAUGAUGUGAAAGGAUCUAACUAAAUGGUACUUGAUGUGAAGGACCUCAGUCUCUUGUAGAUGUUCCCUGCAAUAAACUGGAAGGAUAAAAAGGAAA
Salvelinus namaycush (lake trout) is the source of this 1153-nucleotide messenger RNA. Its product is annotated as ribonuclease kappa-B. The coding region runs from base 124 to 429 and encodes 101 amino acids. NCBI's taxonomy places the organism in Eukaryota, Metazoa, Chordata, Actinopteri, Salmoniformes, Salmonidae. The transcript has 3 exons. The record is from RefSeq and is a predicted model, not a curated record. Gene Ontology annotation, molecular function: RNA endonuclease activity.